This is a messenger RNA of Arctia plantaginis, 798 nucleotides long. Lineage: Eukaryota; Metazoa; Arthropoda; Insecta; Lepidoptera; Erebidae. The record is from the annotation of a GenBank genome assembly.
AUGGGUGACGUUAUAAGCUUGUUUUCUGUGAUAAUAAUGAAAUUUAAAUCUAAGUUUAAUGAAAGUAAGAUAUAUUUCCACUAUGAUCUUCCGUGGGAUAAGCUCAAGACCGUGAAGUGGAUGAAUGAGAAGGCCACAUCCAACAAGGCUUAUAUUCCAACAACGGUGGAGAAUGUCGCAAACGUUUGUACACAUGCAUUAUGUGUGGCGCCCGCGUCGCUUGGAGCUCGGGAGCUGCUCACGCGCAGCGUCAACGCGCCACAAGCGAUUGCUGCUGUUGUUUAUGGACUUGCCCUUUGCCUCCUCUUCGCGGUGUCCACCACCUUCCACUCAGUGUGUUGCUGCAAAUCAGAUACUAAAAUGAAACACUUCCUACAUCGAUGCGACCGAGCAAUGAUUUACAUAUUCAUCGCAAGCUCAUACUUCCCAUGGCUGACGGUUGGAACACUGUCGUGUUGGAUGCUUCGAGAGCUCCGGUGGGCGAUCUGGCUGCUCGCUGUGCUCGGGAUCACGUACCAGCAGAUAUUCCACGAGAGAUACAAGAUGUUGGAGCUGCUUCUGUAUCUAGUCAUGGGGCUAGGUCCAGCGGCCAUCAUUGUCACUUCUAAUCACCAGUUUCCAGCAAUGUACGACUUGAAGUUGGGUGGUAUCUUGUACCUGAUCGGUGUGUUCUUCUUUAAGUCAGAUGGGCGGAUUCCCUUCGCCCACGCUAUCUGGCAUAUGUUCGUCGCUCUGGCCGCAACGGUACACUACUUAGCCAUACUCCGCCAUCUCUUCCCGGAACUCAAAUCUUACUGA